Tripterygium wilfordii is the source of this 2841-nucleotide messenger RNA. Its product is annotated as zinc finger CCCH domain-containing protein 24. The record is from RefSeq and is a predicted model, not a curated record. NCBI's taxonomy places the organism in Eukaryota, Viridiplantae, Streptophyta, Magnoliopsida, Celastrales, Celastraceae. The coding region runs from base 60 to 2435 and encodes 791 amino acids. The transcript has 14 exons. Gene Ontology annotation, biological process: RNA processing. Gene Ontology annotation, molecular function: RNA methyltransferase activity; metal ion binding; RNA binding.
CUUCAAAUACGUCGGCAUUGCUUCAGGGGAUCAAGAAGGGAAAGACCAAACGCUACUCAAUGGCAUCAUCACCACAUAAUGGUCUCCCUGCAACUGAAACCCUAAACCCUAACUCGAUGAACGGCCACUAUUCACCUAACCUACCUCAGCACGACCAACCUCCAUCAUCUCCCCAAUCCAAUAACCCCAAAGAGCAAGUCACUCCGCCCAAUCCCCAAUCGUCGCCUGGUGCGGUCCCUGGGGAUAAGCGAAAGCGGGAGGAGUCGGAUACGACGGACCUUUCCCUUCACCCGCUGCAUAAAACCAGUCUCUGCUCCUACUUUAGACGCCAGGCUGGAUCAUGCAGCCACGGCGACACGUGCAGAUACGCGCACGGAGAGGAGGAGCUCCGACAGCGGCCCGAUAACACUUGGGACCCUACCUCUGAGCGUGCUAAGAAGGCGUUGAAGCUGGAAAACAGAGGAGACCAAUGUGAUGAAAAAGGAGAAAUGGAGGUGAUGAUGAUGGAUGUUGUUGUUGAUGGUGACGGCCAUGGGGAGAGGGGCGGAGAGAAUCACAGUGAGUGUUUUUUGGAUCCUGGGCUCAGCAAGUGUUUGGUGCAUCUACCGAUGAAGUGGGAUUCCGAGCGUUUAAGGAAGUUUCUUACUGAACAAGGAGUUCCUUUUAAAUCUGCAAAGAAAAAGAAAGGGAUGGCUGUAGGAUUUGUGAGUUUUGGAGAUACAGAGCAAUUGAAAAGUGCAAUGGAGGAGCUGGAUGGAAAAUCUGUUGGGAAUAAGAAUAUAAAGGUCGCAGAUGUCGUUCCUCGAUCAUUCGAGAAAGACCUGAAAUCAGCAAUAGCUCCCUCUGAAAAUGCCCCAGAAGCUUCAGAGGCUAUAUCCGCUGGGGAGAAUGUUGGAACUGCUAUGUGGUCAGAUGGGAUUGAAGUUGCUGAUGCAAAUAAUGAUGGUUCUGCAUCAGAUGCCUCUGUUCCAAGAACAAGAAGUGUCCGCGACGCAGUGACUCCUCUUGCUCACAUGCCUUAUGGUGAUCAGUUGGAGCAUAAGAAGAACUCUGUUAUGCAAAUGCUGAAAAAACUUACUAGGAAUGCUCGUAAAGCUUGUCCUACUGGUGUUCCAAUUCCAGAAUGGAUCCUCAAAGCUAGAGAAAUAGGUGGUCUUCCAUGUGAACUAGUAGGCAUUCUUGAAUCACCGGUCUUAAAUGGAUAUCGUAACAAGUGUGAGUUUUCAGUGGGAUAUUCUCUACAAGGAAAACCAACAGUGGGUUUUAUGCUUGGAAGCUUCAGGGAGGCGGUGACAGCAGUAGAAGAACCUCUCAACUGUCCUAAUGUUUCUACAAUUGCUUGCAAGUAUGCAUUGGUCUUUCAGAAAUUUCUUCAACAUUCAGGCUUCCCGGUAUGGAACAGAUUUAAGAAUACCGGAUUCUGGCGUCAGUUAACAGUUCGAGAGGGAAGAUCACCAGGGAAGACUACUGAUGUCGAGAAAGAAAUAGUUUCGGAGGUCAUGCUUAUUGUUCAGGUCUGCUCAGUGGGCUAUGAUGAUGCACUAAUAACCAAUGAAUUUGAGAGUUUGGCUCAAGCGUUUGCUGUAGGAGCCGCUGCUGAUACUCUGCCACUGAAAGUUUUGGUUGUUCAGGAUCAUCAAGGGAUAUCUAAUGUAGCACCUGCUAAUGCUCCAUUGCGCCCACUGCCUGUUCCAAAAGUAGACUGUAAUUCUAACCUGGAGGCAAUGGAUGAUGCUGAAGAAAUGAGAAUUCAUGAUUGUAUAAGCAAUCUGAAGUUCUCUAUAUCACCAACAGCUUUUUUCCAGGUUAACACCCUUGCUGCGGAAAAGCUGUACUCACUUGCAGGGGACUGGGCUGGUUUGGGUCCUGAUUCAUUGCUAUUUGAUGUAUGCUGUGGGACCGGAACAAUUGGCCUCACUUUAGCACAUCGAGUUGGUAUGGUUAUUGGUAUUGAAAUGAAUGCAGCUGCUGUUCAAGAUGCUUGUCGGAACGCUGAAAUCAAUGGCAUAACAAACUGUAGAUUUGUAUGUGGAAAGGCCGAGGAUGUGAUGGGUUCUAUAUUGAAAGAAUAUCUAAAUGCCCCUAACAAGCCGGAUGAGCAAUUGAAUGCCUCUGAAACUAUCCCUGACGAGAAAGAUACCUCCGUGAAUGAUGUACAAAACUCUGAACUUUGCUCAGUCCUUGGGACUGAUAUUGGUGAAGUUGCACCAGGGUGUUCUGCAAAUGGUGAGCAAGAACUGCAAAGCUGUAGUCAGAAGAGUUGCACUUCAGGCGAAGGAGAGUCCUUGGUGCCACAGUUCAAGGAUGUUGUUGCUAUUGUUGAUCCUCCUCGUGUUGGACUCCAUCCUACAACUUGUGGGGCAUAUGCAGGUAAUCAAAACUCUGCGAAUGAAUCCACGACUACGGAGGCUAGUAUACAUAUCAUGCAAUCCUGAAAGCUUGGUGGCGAAUGCUAUUGAGCUUUGCACACCAUCCCCUGAUAAAGUUGAUAAAAUGAACAAAAAUAACAGGGGGUGGAGGAACAUGAGCAGUGCUGGUUUGGCCCGGCACAGGGCCAAAUCCAUGCCCAUGUCAGAGCCUUUUCGACCUGUAAAAGCCAUGGCUGUUGAUCUUUUCCCACAUACUCCGCAUUGUGAAAUGGUGAUGCUUUUGGAGCGGUAGUUCAACUCGGAGAGAAUUUAUUCUGAUUGACAAAAUCCCAAAUAUUCUGGUUGAUAUUUUUCUCUUAUUUUUUUCCCAAAAAAGUUUUGACAUUAACCUAUCUGUCGCAUUUUCUCAGGAUUCUUAUAUUUAGAACUUUUUUUAUCUGGCAUAAUGAAAGAAAAAAAGUUCCUGUAGUGA